Cataglyphis hispanica is the source of this 899-nucleotide messenger RNA. It is a transcript of the gene CPR22, whose product is annotated as endocuticle structural glycoprotein SgAbd-4-like. Gene Ontology annotation, molecular function: structural constituent of chitin-based larval cuticle. The record is from RefSeq and is a predicted model, not a curated record. The transcript has 2 exons. Gene Ontology annotation, cellular component: chitin-based extracellular matrix. Lineage: Eukaryota; Metazoa; Arthropoda; Insecta; Hymenoptera; Formicidae.
AUGUGCAUCCUACUCGUGACAUGGUGACCAUCGGUGCGUCAAACCAACGGUGGUGUUGGUGAUGCCUUGAGGGGUAUAUAUAUGACGAGCGCUGCGGGGCUUGAUAAACACUUGCCCAUCAGCGAUUACUGCUGCAGGAUGUAUACGUCAUUGGUAAUUUUGGUCGCGUUGUCAGCGUACGCCGCAGCAGCACCCGCUGACGACGUGAUACCAAUUGUCAGUCAGAGCCAAGAAGGUCCCAAUCCGGAUGGAUCCUACAAGUGGAGUUACGAGGCCGGAAACGGUAUCAAGGCCCAGGAGGAAGGUCACUUGGAGGACGCCGGUUCCGAGAACGAGGCGAUGAAGGCGGAGGGCCGCUUCAGUUAUUCUAGCGACGACGGUCAGCCGAUUUCCCUGACAUACACGGCCGACAAAAAUGGCUUCCAGCCGGUGGGUGCUCAUCUACCCACCACACCGGAAAUCCCGCCACUGAUACAGAAGGCACUCGAGUGGAUCGCGGCUCAUCCGUCCAAGGAUGAUGAGAACCAGGUGUAACCGCUAUCGGUGUCGCCGUCCAGUAUAUAUGUGAUUUCACGAUCUCUCACGUAAUUAUUACGCCAACGCGAAUGGAAGACGAGCCACGAUACACCCGGACGAUGAGUGCUGCUGUGCCACCCUCGCCCCGUCUUUGCUCUGCAAGCCAACACGGAAUGCUCUGGUUCAAAUUGUUGUAAAUAUUUAUUGUACGGAUUUAUAUUAUAUGCAACCACACACAUUUUAUUAUUAUAUUGUAUUAAUAUACGAUAUAUAUAUUAUAUAUACGUAUGUGAAGACACGAGCAUACACCUACGAUUAUGUAAUUGACUCGUCGUUAGGUAUAUGCCGUGGUGCAUUAAGAAUAAAUGUUGCAUCCCAGGAGA